AGAGGAGGAGCAGCUGGGACUGAGUCAUGGCAGGAAGCUGAGGAGGGCGGGAGAUCACACCAGACAAUUAUAAAAGAAGAGCUGGUCCUGAAGCUCACAACCGUAACAGCCACCAGACAAGCUUCAGUGGCCGGCCCUUCACAUCCAGACUUGCCUGAGAGGACCCACCUCUGAGUGUCCAGUGGUCAGUUGCCCCAGGAUGGGGACCACAGCCAGAGCAGCCUUGGUCUUGACCUAUUUGGCUGUUGCUUCUGCUGCCUCUGAGGGAGGCUUCACGGCUACAGGACAGAGGCAGCUGAGGCCAGAGCACUUUCAAGAAGUUGGCUACGCAGCUCCCCCCUCCCCACCCCUAUCCCGAAGCCUCCCCAUGGAUCACCCUGACUCCUCUCAGCAUGGCCCUCCCUUUGAGGGACAGAGUCAAGUGCAGCCCCCUCCCUCUCAGGAGGCCACCCCUCUCCAACAGGAAAAGCUGCUACCUGCCCAGCUCCCUGCUGAAAAGGAAGUGGGUCCCCCUCUCCCUCAGGAAGCUGUCCCCCUCCAAAAAGAGCUGCCCUCUCUCCAGCACCCCAAUGAAGAGAAGGAAGACCCACCUCUUCCAUAUCAGGAGGAGAUAAUCAUCCAAUCCAUGCCGAGAGAAGGAACGCCAGCUCCAUUUGGGGACCAGAGCCAUUCAGAACCUGAGUCCUGGAAUGCAGCCCAGCACUGCCAACAGGGCCGGUCCCAAGGGGGCUGGGGCCACCGGCUGGAUGGCUUCCCCCCUGGGCGGCCUUCUCCAGACAAUCUGAACCAAAUCUGCCUUCCUAACCGUCAGCAUGUGGUAUAUGGUCCCUGGAACCUACCACAGUCCAGCUACUCCCACCUCACUCGCCAGGGUGAGACCCUCAAUUUCCUGGAGAUUGGAUAUUCCCGCUGCUGCCACUGCCGCAGCCACACAAACCGCCUAGAGUGUGCCAAACUUGUGUGGGAGGAAGCAAUGAGCCGAUUCUGUGAGGCCGAGUUCUCGGUCAAGACCCGACCCCACUGGUGCUGCACGCGGCAGGGGGAGGCUCGGUUCUCCUGCUUCCAGGAGGAAGCUCCCCAGCCACACUACCAGCUCCGGGCCUGCCCCAGCCAUCAGCCUGAUAUUUCCUCGGGUCUUGAGCUGCCUUUCCCUCCUGGGGUGCCCACAUUGGACAAUAUCAAGAACAUCUGCCACCUGAGGCGCUUCCGCUCUGUGCCACGCAACCUGCCAGCUACUGACCCCCUACAAAGGGAGUUGCUGGCACUGAUCCAGCUGGAGAGGGAGUUCCAGCGCUGCUGCCGCCAGGGGAACAAUCACACCUGUACUUGGAAGGCCUGGGAGGAUACCCUUGACAAAUACUGUGACCGGGAGUAUGCUGUGAAGACCCACCACCACUUGUGUUGCCGCCACCCUCCCAGCCCUACUCGGGAUGAGUGCUUUGCCCGUCGGGCUCCUUACCCCAACUAUGACCGGGACAUCUUGACCAUUGACAUCAGUCGAGUCACCCCCAACCUCAUGGGCCACCUCUGUGGAAACCAAAGAGUUCUCACCAAGCAUAAACAUAUUCCUGGGCUGAUCCACAACAUGACUGCCCGCUGCUGUGACCUGCCAUUUCCAGAACAGGCCUGCUGUGCAGAGGAGGAGAAAUUAACCUUCAUCAAUGAUCUGUGUGGUCCCCGACGUAACUUCUGGCGAGACCCUGCCCUCUGCUGUUACCUGAGUCCUGGGGAUGAACAGGUCAACUGCUUCAACAUCAAUUAUCUGAGGAACGUGGCUCUAGUGUCUGGAGACACUGAGAACGCCAAGGGCCAGGGGGAGCAGGGCUCAACUGGAGGAACAAAUAUCAGCUCCACCUCUGAGCCCAAGGAAGAAUGAGUCACCCCAGAGCCCUAGAGGGUCAGAUGGGGGGAACCCCACCCUGCCCCACCCCUCUGAACACUCAUUACAGUAAGCACCUCUUGGA
Messenger RNA from Gorilla gorilla gorilla (western lowland gorilla), 1964 nucleotides. RefSeq names its product extracellular matrix protein 1 (gene ECM1). The transcript has 11 exons. Bases 200 to 1876 code for a protein of 558 amino acids. Gene Ontology annotation, cellular component: extracellular region. NCBI's taxonomy places the organism in Eukaryota, Metazoa, Chordata, Mammalia, Primates, Hominidae. Gene Ontology annotation, biological process: regulation of bone mineralization; signal transduction. The record is from RefSeq and is a predicted model, not a curated record.